Messenger RNA from Dipodomys ordii (Ord's kangaroo rat), 6275 nucleotides. It is a transcript of the gene Hmgcr, whose product is annotated as 3-hydroxy-3-methylglutaryl-CoA reductase. Gene Ontology annotation, cellular component: peroxisomal membrane; endoplasmic reticulum membrane. Bases 92 to 2794 code for a protein of 900 amino acids. Lineage: Eukaryota; Metazoa; Chordata; Mammalia; Rodentia; Heteromyidae. Gene Ontology annotation, biological process: sterol biosynthetic process; coenzyme A metabolic process; isoprenoid biosynthetic process. Gene Ontology annotation, molecular function: NADP binding; hydroxymethylglutaryl-CoA reductase (NADPH) activity; protein binding. The transcript has 20 exons. The record is from RefSeq and is a predicted model, not a curated record.
GCGUGCGUAAGGGCAGAUUUCCUUCCGCUCCGCGUCUCCGUUGGCUGGAGACGGCGGAGCACCGGCACUAAGGGGGGUUCGGUGGCCUCUAAUGAGAUCCGGAGGAUCCAAGGAUUCUGCAGCUACGAUGUUGUCGAGACUUUUCCGAAUGCAUGGCCUCUUUGUGGCCUCCCAUCCCUGGGAAGUCAUAGUGGGGACCGUGACACUGACCAUCUGUAUGAUGUCCAUGAACAUGUUCACUGGUAACAACAAGAUCUGUGGUUGGAAUUAUGAGUGUCCAAAAUUUGAAGAGGAUGUUUUGAGCAGUGACAUUAUAAUCCUAACGAUAACAAGAUGCAUAGCGAUCCUGUAUAUUUACUUCCAGUUCCAGAAUUUACGCCAACUUGGAUCAAAAUAUAUUUUAGGUAUUGCUGGCCUCUUCACAAUUUUUUCCAGUUUUGUAUUCAGUACAGUUGUCAUUCACUUUUUAGAUAAAGAACUUACAGGCUUGAAUGAAGCUUUGCCUUUUUUCCUACUUUUGAUUGAUCUUUCCAGAGCAAGUGCAUUAGCAAAGUUUGCUCUAAGUUCUAACUCACAGGAUGAAGUAAGGGAAAAUAUUGCUCGUGGAAUGGCAAUUUUGGGUCCCACAUUCACCCUUGAUGCUCUUGUCGAAUGUCUUGUGAUUGGUGUUGGAACCAUGUCAGGGGUGCGUCAACUAGAAAUAAUGUGUUGCUUUGGCUGCAUGUCAGUUCUUGCCAACUACUUCGUGUUCAUGACUUUUUUCCCAGCAUGUGUGUCAUUGGUAUUAGAGCUUUCUCGGGAAAGUCGUGAGGGUCGUCCAAUUUGGCAGCUCAGCCAUUUUGCCCGGGUUUUGGAAGAAGAAGAAAAUAAACCAAAUCCUGUAACCCAGAGGGUCAAAAUGAUUAUGUCUUUAGGCCUGGUUCUUGUUCAUGCUCAUAGUCGCUGGAUAGCUGAUCCUUCUCCUCAAAAUAGCACGGCAGAACACUCAAAGGUUUCUUUAGGACUGGAUGAAAAUGUGUCCAAGAGAAUUGAACCAAGUGUUUCCCUUUGGCAGUUUUACCUUUCCAAAAUGAUCAGCAUGGAUAUUGAACAAGUUAUUACCCUAAGUUUGGCUCUCCUUCUGGCUGUCAAAUACAUCUUCUUUGAACAAGCAGAAACAGAAUCUACACUCUCAUUAAAAAAUCCUAUCACAUCUCCUGUUGUGACCCCAAAGAAAGCCCAAGAGAACUGUUGUAGACGAGAGCCUCUGCUGGUGAGAAAUAACCAAAAAUUCCAGACUGUGGAGGAAGAGACUGGGAUAAGCCAAGAAAGAAAAGUUGAAGUGAUAAAACCUUUACUGGCUGAAACUGACACCUCAAACAGAGCUACAUUUGUGCUUGGUGGCUCCUCCUUACCCAGUACUCCAUCAAUAAGGGGGACACAGGAACCUGAGAUUGAACUUCCCAAGGAACCUCGAUCUAAUGAAGAAUGUCUGGAGAUACUUGGUAAUGCAGAGAAAGGUGCGAAGUUCCUUAGUGAUGCCGAGAUCAUACAAUUGGUCAAUGCUAAGCAUAUCCCAGCUUACAAAUUGGAAACUCUGAUGGAAACCCAUGAACGAGGUGUAUCUAUUCGCCGACAGUUACUUUCCAAAAAGCUUCCGGAGCCUUCUUCUCUCCAAUAUCUACCUUAUAGAGAUUAUAAUUACUCCUUGGUGAUGGGAGCCUGUUGUGAGAAUGUUAUUGGGUAUAUGCCCAUCCCUGUUGGAGUAGCAGGACCUCUGUGCUUAGAUGGAAAGGAGUUUCAGGUUCCAAUGGCAACAACAGAAGGUUGUCUUGUGGCCAGCACCAAUAGGGGCUGCAGAGCAAUAGGACUUGGUGGAGGUGCCAGCAGCCGAGUCCUUGGGGAUGGGAUGACUCGAGGCCCGGUGGUGCGUCUUCCCCGGGCUUGUGACUCUGCAGAAGUGAAGGCCUGGCUUGAAACACCUGAAGGGUUUGCAAUGAUCAAGGAGGCCUUUGAUAGCACCAGCAGAUUUGCACGCCUACAGAAACUUCAUGUGAGUAUGGCUGGACGCAACCUUUAUAUACGGUUUCAGUCCAGGACAGGAGAUGCCAUGGGCAUGAACAUGAUUUCCAAGGGUACAGAGAAAGCACUUUCAAAACUUCAAGAGUAUUUCCCUGAAAUGCAAAUUCUAGCUGUUAGUGGGAACUACUGUACUGACAAGAAGCCUGCUGCUAUAAAUUGGAUUGAAGGAAGAGGAAAGACUGUAGUUUGUGAAGCUGUCAUUCCAGCCAAGGUUGUCCGAGAAGUAUUAAAGACAACCACAGAAGCUCUGAUUGAUGUAAAUAUUAACAAGAAUCUGGUGGGCUCUGCCAUGGCUGGAAGCAUAGGAGGCUACAAUGCGCAUGCGGCAAACAUUGUCACUGCUAUCUACAUUGCCUGUGGACAGGACGCAGCACAGAAUGUUGGUAGUUCAAAUUGUAUUACCUUAAUGGAAGCAACUGGUCCCACAAAUGAAGACUUAUAUAUCAGUUGCACCAUGCCCUCAAUAGAAAUUGGAACUGUGGGCGGUGGGACCAACCUGCUACCUCAGCAAGCCUGUCUACAGAUGCUAGGUGUUCAAGGAGCAUGCCAAGACAAUCCUGGGGAAAAUGCCCGGCAGCUUGCCCGAAUUGUGUGUGGUACAGUGAUGGCUGGAGAGUUGUCACUGAUGGCAGCCUUAGCAGCAGGACACCUUGUCAGAAGUCACAUGAUUCACAACAGGUCAAAGAUAAAUUUACAAGCCCUUCAAGGAACUUGCACCAACAAGGCAGCGUGAAUUGCCUGACAGUUCUGAACUGCAACACGGGCAUUGGGUUCUAAAAGACUAACAUAAAAUCUGUGAAUUAAAACUAUCAAUGCAGUGUCUUGUGGAAGAUGGGUAGACGUGAUCAGGGAGACCACUGCUUGCUAUGUAACGCUUUCUUCAAGAGUUGGUUCAAGGUCCUUCCGUGCAAACUCCUCAGAUGUGAAAACAGCAUAGCACGUUACAUGCUGUGCUCUUUGGGAAAAUCUCAACAUGGAUAUGCUUGAAUGCAUUACAGAUGAUUCCACCACUCAUUCUGGAAGGCAAUACAAGCUGGAGAAAGGUGUUUUUGUUUGAAGUGGUGAUGUUCACGGUGAUCUGUAUGAGAUUGCUCUUCCCCCCAACCUUAUGGGUUAAAAAUGGAUUUUUAAAUUAUAUGGUAGCUGAUAAACUUCUAAUUUUAUAGUUAAUUUAUUUAGUCUAGGUUGUAGAACUUAGUUGUUUAUUUUUUGUAAACUAAUGAUUCAUUUGGUGCUGGUAUUUUGAUUUUGGGGAAAUAACCAACAUUAUUCAGAAAGGGACCUGCUUCAGGGGAAAAACUUUUUCGCAAACGACAGAAAAAUGUGCUAAACAGUGCUAAAUAGUUCUUAAUCAGGGAAACAACUGCAUUUCUCUCUGUAGGCUAUUUGUUCCAAGAGGCCUCUUGUCAAAAUAUGUGUUUGCUGAGACUAGCUACAGUAUGUUUUUAGCAUUAUGCUUGCAGAAAGUCUUAUGCUUGUCGAUGAAUACAUCACAGCUGUUAAUGUUAAUUAGCCGAGGGUGACUUGUCAAGUAUAAGCAAGCCUCUGACCUUUUUCAGAAUUUAGAGUGUGGUAACACACUUUUGAAAAGAACCCUAUCAUUUCUCUAAGCCAACUUUUAUUUCUUUAAAGACAUUUAUAUUGGUUUAGCUGAAAAAUCUAGGUUUUUUUUUUCAUAAGCAACUAUCAAAUAUGUAUAUGUUGUAAUAAAGCUUCUUAAGCUAGUUUCUUGAAAGUGUUUUAAGAAAUAAAAGAAAAAUCAACUUGUAUACUGAAACACUCUAGCUUGGGCUGAGAAGAUGAAGGUGUUUAAUGCCCAGGAAUCCUUGGCUUGCUUGUCAAGCCUAAUGAAGGGAAAGCUAGUUUGCAGAGCUAAUGACGGAACCAUGUGAAUGGCCCUGGAGCUAUCUGCCUUGCUCCUGUGGCCAGGAGGUUGGUGACUGAAUCAUUUACACAGGCUCUGAUCGACCCAUAAAAGCUCCCAGCUUCCUCAGGGGGUCAGCAGAGUUGUUAAGUCUUAAUUUUUUUUUAAUGUACAAGUUUUGUAUAAAUAAUAAAGAACUCCUUAUUUUGUAUUACAUAUAAUGCUUCAAGUUUGGUCUUGAAAAGCUGAUGUCUGUAGAAGAUGAACUCUGAAACAUUCCAGUAAUGCUGAGGCAGCAUGGAGAGCCUUAGUGAAGUGUCUACAGUUAUUAUCGUGGAAGACUGAUCUUUCCUGUCGUUUGUAAAGUUGAAAUUGCUCCUCUUGUGACUUUUCUGCCAGUGACUUAUUUAUCUGAGCUUUACCUGGAAGUGGCAGUGGAAUGUGUGUUCAUUUUGGUGACUGUAACCAGUAUCAUCUUGGUAAACUAAUGUUUUGUACAAUUACUAAAUCGUAUACCUUUUAUUAUAGAGUACUUUUUUCUAGUUCUAGUAAAUUAUGAAAAGGAAGUUCAUACUGAUUAAGUGUAAGCAGCAGCCUUUUUUGUUUGGUUUUAUCAAGCUUGAGGCCUGGAAAUUUGCAGAUUCUGGCCGAAGGGCAAUCUAGUUCCUCCUAGGUCAUGUGAUCAUUAUCUGCCAUUCUCCAUUCUGUUCUCCAACUCUGCAACCUUAAUGGCAGGUUAGUUCUGAUAUCCACCAGAGUACCACUUUUGGAUAUGAAGUUUGGGCGGGAUAGUUAAGGGGGAGAGGAAAUAAAGCUUGGAUAGACAAUAUGAAAUGGUUUUUUCAAGUGGUAUAUCUAAGCUAAAGAUUUCUACAGCUUCAUGUCACUGAGGUUGGCUUCUUUAGAAGAGCCAACAUUUGCAAUUAUUGACUCCUUUUGCCUUUGUUAGACAAAAAGGCAUUAGCUGGACACUUUCUUUUGAAAUGACCUGUGAGCAGCUGUGUGGUCAGUCCCGUCGUGCAUGGAGCAGGCUAGACAAAAGCAGUGGAAUUCCAAACCGCUUCCUGCUUGGGUGAACUGAUAAGCAAAGAGGUGGCUGGGCAGGUGCGUUAGCUUUGCUUGCAUUACAGUAACAAAUAGCUAAGUCAACUUAAAAAAGGAAAGGUUUAUCUUGGGUUGAAGAUACUGAGGUUUCAGUCCAAGACUGAUUGGCCUUGCUGCUCUGGGCCUGUGGAGGCACACUAUGUCUCAGAGGGAGUACAAUCUGUUAAGAAUUGCAAAUGGUUGACACCAGAGAGAGAACCAUAAUCCCCUUAGGGCACAUCCCCAAUGAUGCUCCCUCUUACUAGGCCCAUGUUUUAAAGUUUCUGCCAUCUCUGAAUAGUAACUCAAGCUGUGUACCAUGCUUUUUUCAUAUGGGCCCUUGGAGGGCAUUGCAGAUUCAAACUACAGCAAUAGAUACUUCCUUUUAGGGGAAGUUGUAUAUUUAAAUCCUAAGAGAGCAUCUCAUAACAAAGAGUCCCAGCUCAAAGAAGGGCAGAAUAGCAAACACUGGUAACAAUGUGCUGUGUACCAGAAGUUGAGGUAAAUUAGGGUUCACUGUUUCUCAAAUUAUCUUCCACAAGGCUGGACCAAAUCAGACUGUGAGCAAAGCAAACCUACACUUGGGUACACCUAAUGCACCAUCUUUGCCCACUUGUUCCUAAGCUUCAAAACUCUGAACUCCAUUGGAAUUCACUUGAGCAAGAAAUCCAGUAAACAGCAUCAAGGUAAUUAAAAGGAAAAUCUCACGAUGCUAGCAAAAUCACAAGGAUCAUAUUCAUUUUGUUGGCAAAACUUGGGGAAGAAAGCAUGAAUCCUGUAUUGAUACUAUGUACACCCUGUGUUGAUUUGUGGAGCUUCUUUCUGUGACUUGGAAACCAUUCAAAGUACAGCAUAGUAGGAAGAAACUUGGCUUAGGUGGGAGGUAGCUAUAGGUGAACAGUAGGAGCAAUUCUGGCUCAGUCACCACUCUAAAAUCAGAAGCACUGGACUAAAGAACAAGUCCUACCUGAUGAAUGAUGAACCACCUCUCAAUCCAGCACUUAACAGCCCUGAGGAGGUAACCCAAGAGCCUGUCAAUUCCACUCGGGACCUCAAGGUUUCUCCAGUAGAGCCGUCAGGUUUCAGUAUGCUCCUGCUCCCUUUACAAUAGGAAAAGGAAGACCACAUUGAGGGAGCUGGAAAGGGAGACUGCCAUUCUAUUCUUGCUCUGAUACUAACUAGCUGUGCGACCUCAGGUUUUCUUUGCUUCAUUAUCCCGUGUCACCAAAUUCCCUUAUUUGUAAAAUAAACUAGUGGGAUUAGCUGA